Messenger RNA from Lentinula edodes (shiitake mushroom), 372 nucleotides. RefSeq names its product rhamnose mutarotase. Bases 1 to 372 code for a protein of 123 amino acids. Gene Ontology annotation, molecular function: racemase and epimerase activity, acting on carbohydrates and derivatives. NCBI's taxonomy places the organism in Eukaryota, Fungi, Basidiomycota, Agaricomycetes, Agaricales, Omphalotaceae. The transcript is spliced from 3 exons. The record is from RefSeq and is a predicted model, not a curated record.
AUGUCGAUCCCUCACACCAAGAGAAUUUGCCAGAUAAUCAAGCUCAAAGCUGAGGCGGUGGACGCAUAUAAAGCUAUCCACGCUGCGGUCUGGCCCGGGGUUCUCGCUGCGCUGGAGAGAGCUCAUAUCGUGGAUUACUCCAUUAAUCAUUAUCCUCCGCUGCAGCUGCUGAUAGCUACAAUGAAGUACACCGGCGUGGACUACGAGGCUGAUAUGAAAUCAGUCGCCGAGGAUCCGGAAACGCAGAAGUGGUGGGCGGUCACCGAUGGAAUGCAGGAAAGCUUCGUGGAAGGCGCUCAAGGAAGCGGCACAGACAUACCUUGGUGGACAGAAGUAGAAGAAGUGUUCCGCUUCGAAGGAAAAUCGCUGUGA